CGGGCCAGUUUUGAGCAUUAUCAAUUGCGAAAUGUACUUGCAGCCACGGAUCGUAAUAACGUCUUUUACGUGUCGACUGGCAAUCGGGUGAUGCGAGCAUCGCUGGCAUGCCCUACCUCGCAAGAGACAGUGAUGAAUCUCAGCAAGCCGUCCAACACAGCCGCAGGGUUUCGUAUCACUUGUCUGUCGGCUUCGUCGCGGUCGAUGGCACCGGGCAGUGUGACUGACAAUGUGUUGAUUGCCGGCGGAUUCCACGGAGAGUAUGCAGUGCUGAACGUCGAAGGCGAGCAGCGGCAACCCUCGGAAGGCUUUGUCACACACGCGUACAACGGCCUCGUCACUCAUGUCCAUAAUUAUCAAGACCGUCGAUCGGGCUUGCUUCGUGCAGCAUUCUGCUCGAAUGAUCACCAGGUACGGCUGAUGGACCUGCACAAACUCACAUUCACAAACACGUUCCACUACGAUCAUGCGAUCAAUUGUGCUGCCACUUCCACCGAUGGCCGCCUACGUGUGCUCGUUGGCGAUAGUACCGACACCAUGAUCACUGACGCAGAUCGCGGCGUGCCCCUCGUGACGCUCCGAGAGCAUACCGACCAUGCUUUUGGAUGUGCCUGGUCUCCCAACGGCCGACAUGUGGCCACGGCUGCGCAGGAUGGUGGUGUUGUGGUCUGGGAUGCCCGGAGUUGGAAGCAACCAUUGUGUAGGUUCGAAAGCAGCAUGUCAUGUGCUCGAUCACUCCACUUCACGGACAAUGGUGCUCUCGUGGCUGCAGAGAACGAGGACAUUGUGACCAUUUACGAUGGGCCCAGCUUUGGCCACAAGCAAGAGAUCCGUUUCUUUGGGUCCAUUGCAGGCGUGACGUUGCUGGAUGGAGGAGCAGAACUCGCCGUCGCCAAUGCCGACAAGACUCUUGGAGGAUUGCUCACAUUCGAGCGACGAUUCCCGGGU
Molecule: messenger RNA, 948 nt
Organism: Sphaerulina musiva SO2202
Lineage: Eukaryota; Fungi; Ascomycota; Dothideomycetes; Mycosphaerellales; Mycosphaerellaceae
Product: WD40 repeat-like protein
Exons: 1
Molecular function (GO): protein binding
Source: RefSeq, a predicted model, not a curated record